GUUUGUAUGAAAAUAUAUAUGAAAAAGUAAAGAGUGAAAUAAAUGCAGAGUACAAAUACAAAUUAAAAACGCACUCUGAAUAUAGGCGGUUGAUGACGUGUGUGCCGUGGAAGGACAAUUGUGGCGUCGCUAAAUUGUAAUGGCGAAAAUGUGAUUGGUAAUAAAAAUAGUGUUUAUAUUUUACUGAAAAAUAUUUACACAGGUGUGAGAAAUAGAAAGAAACGUGUGUUGAAAAAGCAAAUUUAACUAAGCUGUUUUAUCUUUUAAAAUAAAUAGCUUACAAAAAGUAAAGUAAACUAAACGAAAGGGAAAAUAAUAAUUAACGGAGAAUAGUGAAUUGUUAAGAUACUGCAGAUUGAGAUAUAUGAAGUUUUAUGAAGGCGAAAUUGUGACUUAAUUUUUGAACGAAAAUCAAUUAAAUGCAGAUAAACAAAGCACAUACAACAAAUAUACGCAACGAAGCGCAGCAAUAAAGUAUAAAAAGUUUAUAGGAAAGCCAGUAACGAAAGGACAUAAAUAAAAACAGCAAAAACAAACAACAGUGCUGAGUGUGAGCGACUGUAACGCGCUGAAGUGGAAGCGACGGGAACUGAGAGGAACGACCGGAACGCACACGUACGAGUGCAUGCGAUGGACCGAGAACGACAACGCGGUUAAGGUCAACACAACAAAAACUCAACACAUAUAGAGUAAGAUAAAUAAAUAAAGAAGAAGCAGCGCGCACACAUAGCAAAGGCAACUAGUGAAUGGUGGCGAGACGACAAUAAAUGCAAACAAACAAAAAAGUGUGCGGAGCGAAAAUAGAAGAGCAGCGCGUUGGGGUUUGUGAUUUUUGCGAUUUUUAUGACCACAGGCGUUGAACACAUAACGGCCAACAAAAGACAAACAACGGCGAAUUGAAAUUAGAAAGGUAAACAAGCGAGAGUAAGAAAAACACAACUUAGCAUUGACGCGUGAUAAAGGGGAAAGAGAGAAGAGAAGCGAAAGUAGAAAGUAGAAAGCGAAAGAAGUUGAAUGAGAACAGGACACAGCAACUGCAAAAGGCAGUGAAGUGGAAAAGUGAAUGUGUAAGCGAAAAUAGAAGUACCGCUUAGAAAAUUUAGUGCUUUGCGGAAGCGCCGAUUCAGCGAGCGGAAGUCAAGUCAAGAGCGCUACUGAGAAAGGAGAAGAGGAGGAGAAAGAAGCAGAAAAGAAGAAGAAAAAACUUGGAGUUGGUUGAUAGAACAUUUAAGACUAUGUAAUAGCAGAGAUCAGAAAAUUUAAGGAAAAUCACACACACACACACCACAAAAAACUGCCAGAACCGCAGGAACGUAAAAGAAUUCGCUUCAACUGCAUACCGCAAGGCUAGUAAAUCAAAGCAUUUUAUAUUUUUUAAAACAAAGUAUUCGAAAAAAACAUAUCAAAAGAAUUUUACUGUAACCCUUAUAAUUUUCAUAGCGUUUCUACCAAGCGCACCAAGCCAUAAAAUAGAAGCGACUAAACACAGAAACUAAUUGCCAAGCAAAAAACAAAAAAAAAAAAACUAAAAAAAAGAACGAGGCUAAUUAUGCACAAAAGUAACAAAAAAAAGUAAGAAAAAUUACGUCUAACGAAUUUGUAAAUAAACAACGUACGGCGCCCAAAAGUAUGCCAACUAAUUGCACAAAUAAAUAAUCACGUGACACUAGCCAAGCAAACGUUGCGUAGCGGCUUGCAUAGCAAACUCAUAUCAGCAGUACGCAAUCAGCGAAAUCGGCAAGACAUAAAUUAAGCCUAAUUGAGGUAUAAAUUUAGGCGCGCAACACAUACAAAUUUCAGCUAAAGCACUAACGCAAUAAAAGCAAAGCACACAAAGUGACUUAUUUUGACGUGCGACGGUGAUAGAGCGGAAAAUCUAGACAGACGCAGCGAAGAAGCUGAAAGCGCGAGUGUGUGAGCGAACGAGUAAAGUGAACUUGCAGCGAAUAACGAACUUCCACUCGCACACCAACUAUCAACUACUAGUCAAUCGCACACCCAUACACACACACACACAUACAUACCCUCCUUUCACAACUGCAAAAAUUAAUAUCACACAACGGCAAAGAUGGCGUUCAUUUGGCGUCGCCGCUCAGCAUCCAUUGUGAAAAUCGUGGCCAUACUCACCGCCAUCUGGUUCACUGUUGCCUUUUUCAUCUACAACGAUGACACGCGCAGUAGCAGCGAUACCAAAUGGAACGGCAUGUCGUUGGCAUUGAAAAGUGUUGCAGGUGGCGGCGGCGGCGCGCCAGUCAAUGUGCCUGAUGGCGAGCAGGGCAUUUAUGAGGCCGGUGGCGGUUUCGGUGUAGAUCGCGGCGGUGCGAUUGUCGACGAUGGUGGCGCGAAUGGCGUGAAUGAUGUUGAUGCACCAGAUGGGAGAGGGCGUGGUGAGCAGCGUCGUGGUGUUGGUGAUGUGCCGCCACUCGAAAAUAAUCAACUACUUGCAAACGAAGAUGUCGGCGCGGCCGCCGGUGGCGAUGACGGCGUAGAUCCAGGUAUUGUUGCGCCUGACCUUAAUGUGGACGAUGAAUCAGUGCAGAAUAAUGUGGUGGUGGCGCAACCCAACGAGAAGGUUUAUCGUGGCAAAUUGAUUGCGGGCAAUAAGCUCAGCAGCAGUGGCGGCAAAAGGAAUGGAGAAGAUCUUGAUAAAGGCGUGCUCAUCGCACCAUCGCCGUCCAAGGAUGCACCUGGCGAAAUGGGUAAACCGGUAGUGUUGCCAACCAAUAUGACAGAGGAGAUGAAGAAAGCCGUCGACGAUGGUUGGACGAAGAAUGCUUUCAAUCAAUAUGUAUCCGACAUGAUAUCAGUGCAUCGAUCAUUACCGGAUACACGUGAUGCGUGGUGCAAGGAACCAGGCCGCUAUUUGAAAAAUCUUCCCGCCACCGAUGUCAUCAUAUGCUUCCACAACGAGGCGUGGUCGGUGUUGUUGCGGACAGUGCACUCAGUGUUGGAUCGUUCGCCGCCAGAGUUGAUUAACAAAAUCAUACUAGUCGACGAUUUCUCCGAUAUGCCACAUACCAAGCAACAGCUGGACGAUUACUUUAGCUCCUAUCCAAAGGUGCAGAUAUUGCGUGCCCCCAGCCGUGAAGGUCUGAUACGAGCGCGACUAUUGGGCGCACGCCAUGCCACUGCGCCAGUGGUAACGUACUUGGAUUCGCAUUGCGAGUGCACCGAAGGUUGGCUUGAACCUCUGCUGGAUCGUAUCGCUCGCAACAAAACCACCGUCGUUUGUCCGGUCAUCGAUGUCAUUGAUGAUACAACAUUGGAAUUCCAUUUCCAUGAUUCGGGCGUAGUGAAUGUGGGCGGUUUUGAUUGGAAUUUACAAUUUAAUUGGCAUGCAGUGCCGGAACGUGAACGCAAGCGACGCCAGAACACCGCUGAGCCCGUCUAUUCACCUACCAUGGCCGGUGGCCUUUUCUCCAUUGAUCGUGAGUUCUUCGAACGUCUAGGCACCUAUGACUCUGGCUUCGAUAUUUGGGGUGGAGAGAAUUUGGAAUUGUCAUUCAAGAGCUGGAUGUGCGGUGGUAGAUUGGAGAUUAUACCCUGCUCACAUGUUGGCCAUAUAUUCCGCAAACGUUCACCGUAUAAGUGGCGUUCCGGUGUUAAUGUGCUGAGGAAGAAUUCCGUUCGCUUGGCUGAAGUUUGGUUGGAUGACUAUUCGAAAUAUUAUUAUCAACGCAUUGGACAUAACAAGGGUGAUUACGGAGAUGUUAGCUCACGCAAAGCGCUCAGAGAGCGACUGGGUUGCAAGAGCUUCCAAUGGUAUCUGGACAAUGUCUAUCCCGAACUAUUUAUACCCGGCGAUUCAGUGGCGCAUGGCGAGAUAAGAAAUCUAGGCGUUGGCGGUCGCACAUGUUUGGACUCUGCAGCGGACAAAAAGAGUUUGAAGAAGGCAGUUGGGCUGUAUCCCUGCCACAGGCAAGGCGGCAAUCAGUACUGGAUGCUCAGCAAAGCGGGCGAAAUACGACGCGAUGAGGCCUGUCUUGAUUAUGCUGGCCACGAUGUGGUACUGUAUCCAUGUCACGGUUCCAAAGGAAAUCAGUUCUGGAAAUACAACCAGCAGAAGCGGCAAAUUCGACACGGUCCGUCAGAUAAGUGUCUGGCCAUUUCGGAGAAGAAAGACAAAGUGCUCAUGGAAGAGUGUGAUUCGAAUCAACUGCGCCAACAAUGGAAGCUCGAGAAUUACGAUGCGUCGAAAUUGUGAGG
Messenger RNA from Anastrepha obliqua, 4206 nucleotides. It is a transcript of the gene Pgant9, whose product is annotated as putative polypeptide N-acetylgalactosaminyltransferase 9. The transcript is spliced from 12 exons. The record is from RefSeq and is a predicted model, not a curated record. Gene Ontology annotation, cellular component: Golgi apparatus. Lineage: Eukaryota; Metazoa; Arthropoda; Insecta; Diptera; Tephritidae. The coding region runs from base 2069 to 4204 and encodes 711 amino acids.